Pyrgilauda ruficollis (rufous-necked snowfinch) is the source of this 1547-nucleotide messenger RNA. RefSeq names its product CUB and sushi domain-containing protein 3-like. The record is from RefSeq and is a predicted model, not a curated record. The transcript is spliced from 3 exons. Bases 32 to 778 code for a protein of 248 amino acids. NCBI's taxonomy places the organism in Eukaryota, Metazoa, Chordata, Aves, Passeriformes, Passeridae.
CGGGGCUCUGAGGGCUGGGCAAGCUCUGGCAAUGGUGUCGCUGUCCCCGGUGGCCCCAGGAGAGCUGGACACGUACUGGUCGGGCACGGCGCCCAUCUGCGUGGGGGGCUGCAGGGGGAGGCACAAGGAGCUGAAGAGGAGCCAGUGUGGGAACGGCAGCUGCUGCUGGCUGGGCUACAAGUCCUUCUGCAGAGGUAAAACCCGGGGGAAGCCGGGGAUCCCUGGGGAUGCUGCAGGGCUUUGUGCCACACAAAGCGUCAGCGCCUCCAGCAGCCUGGGCCGCGCGGGGACACAGCCCGGGGCACCCACUGCCUUGUCCGGUGACCCCUGCGCUGUCCCCGUGGCCAGCAGCCUGCCCAGGCUGCCAGCCCCGGCUGCAUCCCUGUCUGCAGUGAACUGCGGGCGGCCCGAGGCGGAUUUUAACUCGGUGGUGCACGGGAACGAUUGGUGGGUGGGCUCCGUGGUGCGCUACAGCUGCCGGCCCGGCUUCCUGCUGCUGGGGGACCCCGCCAGCGCCUGCCAGUCCGAUGGCCAGUGGACCCCCAAGCCCUCCUGCCUCCGGAUCUGCCUGCGGGGCCGCAUCGAGAUCAGCGAGCGGGACCUCACCGGCGAGUGCUCCUCGUCCUGCGGCAGCCCCGCGCACCCGGGAGCCGCUCUCAGCCGCGGCUGCAUCCAGGUCUCAGCCUGUGUCACCAAGCUGUCGGGCUGGCCCCGCUGGUUCCAGCGCUGUGACAUCUGCGAGUGCGACUGCCACGUGCCCUGCGGUUCUUCCAGGUAGAGCUGGGCCAGCCGGGGCUGUGGCCGCUGGCCCCGUGCUGAGGGAGGCUCCCACCCCGGCUCUGCUUCCCUUCGCUGCUGUGCUCCUUCCAUCAGCUCCGGCAGCCCCGAGGCUGCCCUCUGAGAUGUUCUGCACUCACUCUUGCAGGGUGGCUCAUCCCAGACUCCCCAGGGCCAGGGGAUGCUCUGGGGGCAGCAGCUGCUGGGAUCUGAGAGUGUUUCCUGCAGCAGGGCUUGGGGACAGGGCUGUGAGCACCCAAUUCCCAGCUGCUUCCCCGAGGAGGCUCAGAGCCCCUGUUAGGAGGGAGGCAGCACCUGUGCCUGGUGUAAAAUACCUGUCCUUCAGUGCUGCAGGUUGUGAUUUCUCCGUGUCAGGGAAUUCCAGGCCCUGAGCUGGGAGGUGGAGCUGCCCCUGAGCUCGCUGAGGCCAGCAGGAGUGUGGCAUCUGCUCCUGUCCCCAUGGCAGGGACAGAGCAGCCUGGCCAGGGCUGCAGCACCCACUGCUGAGGAAUCAAACUGCCCUGCAGCCUCCCUGGGACUGCAGAGCGGGGAAAUCUCAUCUCUCAGGUGGAAAAUCUUUCCUACUGGCUGCUGGUCCUGCUCCUGCCAGGGGCUCUGUGGUCCUGCCCUGAGAAUCCCUUUCCACAGGGGCUUCUCCUCCCAGCAGCUUGGGCCCACAAAGGGGGAGAUGUGACUCCAGCUUUGUGCCCCUUGAGGACAUCUCUGGCUCCUCAAAGCAGCCAUGGAAGCAGUUUUAUUCCCCCAGGGAA